Messenger RNA from Zychaea mexicana, 1110 nucleotides. RefSeq lists its product as uncharacterized. NCBI's taxonomy places the organism in Eukaryota, Fungi, Mucoromycota, Mucoromycetes, Mucorales, Lichtheimiaceae. Gene Ontology annotation, molecular function: oxidoreductase activity; molybdenum ion binding. The record is from RefSeq and is a predicted model, not a curated record. Gene Ontology annotation, cellular component: mitochondrion. Bases 1 to 1110 code for a protein of 369 amino acids. The transcript is spliced from 9 exons.
AUGGCACUGGAUUAUAGCCACGACCCAUCACGACAAAGCAAAAACUUAAUUGUUCGCAAAGAACAUCCUUACAAUGCGGAGCCGGACCCAAAAGAUCUUAUCAGCAACUUUAUAACACCUGAAAGAUACUUUUUCUGCCGAUCCCAUGGGUACAUUCCAGACCUGGACGAAGGAACGCAUAAAAUAUCUUUGGAAGGAAUGCAUACAACACCACGCUCGUAUUCGGUUCAAGAGUUGAAAACCCAGUUUGAAAAGAAGAGUGUUAUGAUGGCCAUGCAGGUGAUUUGGGGACCUUGUGCAGUAGGGAAUGCUGUAUACUCCGGUUGUCGUCUCAAAGAUGUUUUGGAAAGCGUGGGAGUUAAGGAAGCGAUGGGACAUACUGCCAUGCUACAUGUUGCAUUCAAAUCAGUGGAAAAGUGUGAAGAAGAUGAAUGUUACGGCUCUUCGAUUCCGUUAUCGAAAGCUCUGGACGAGUUCGGCGAUGUGCUUUUAGCUUAUGAGAUGAAUGGGGCUCCCUUGACGCGAGACCACGGUUUUCCAGUUCGCGUGGUCGUUCCAGGAUAUAUCGGUGCUCGCUCAGUCAAGUUUCUCAAGUCUAUCCGAGUACAGGAUAAAGAGUCUAAUGCAUACUACCAACAGCAUGAUUACAAGAUACUUCCGGAAGAUGUCGCAAACGAGAAGCAGGCAGAGGAAUACUGGUCAAUAACGCCAGCGAUCGGUGAAUAUAAUGUCCAAUCAUUCGUAUGUAAUCCCCAGCAUGGACUUGUUGACCUACCAGAUCUGGCAAAUGCCCAACCUGUAAAAAUACAAGGUUAUGCGCUUUCAGGCGGUGGACGCAGCAUUCAACGUGUUGAUGUCUCGGGUGAUGACGGCAAGACCUGGGUUCAUGCAGAGCUCCUAUGUCAACCAUCAGUUGAAAAGACAAGCGCAUACACAUGGAGCUGGACUUUGUGGACUGCUCAUGUCCAUGCCACGCCUGGUGUCCGGGUUAUCAGCCGAGCAGUUGAUUCUGCCGGUAAUAUUCAACAAGAGUUUCCGAUAUGGAAUUACCGAGGAGUGAUGAAUAAUUCAUACAGAACUGUCAAGCGUGCUGAUGCAGCUACAGAGUGA